Molecule: messenger RNA, 318 nt
Organism: Trichoderma reesei QM6a
Lineage: Eukaryota; Fungi; Ascomycota; Sordariomycetes; Hypocreales; Hypocreaceae
Exons: 2
Source: RefSeq, a predicted model, not a curated record
AUGACGGCCCAAGAACUCAAGGAAUGGCUCAAGGGCGACGACUCCACGAGCGCGGGAUGGAGCAAAGACGACGGCAGCGGAGAGUCUGUAGGCCACGACAGCGGCCGACGGAUCGUCGAGAUUCUCGAGUCCAACCCUGACAAGGAUCCGGAAAAGUAUACGGACGACGAUAUCAGUCACAUGCGAAAGGUUGUGUCUUACUGUAAGCGGCACCUGGCUCAGGAAGAAAGAGCAAACAGCAAGAAGUCUGUUGAGGAAGUGAAGAAGACCAAAUCGUAUGCGUCGCUCAAGAACUGGGGCCACGAUCCCCUCAAGAAG